Messenger RNA from Mytilus californianus (California mussel), 2183 nucleotides. RefSeq names its product translation factor Guf1, mitochondrial-like. Gene Ontology annotation, biological process: positive regulation of translation. The transcript has 18 exons. Gene Ontology annotation, molecular function: mitochondrial ribosome binding; GTPase activity; GTP binding. The record is from RefSeq and is a predicted model, not a curated record. NCBI's taxonomy places the organism in Eukaryota, Metazoa, Mollusca, Bivalvia, Mytilida, Mytilidae. Gene Ontology annotation, cellular component: mitochondrion. Bases 157 to 2151 code for a protein of 664 amino acids.
CCAAGAUGUCAGCCCCCAUUUCACUUGGAAAUGUCAAAUAGUAUUCUGAAGGAAUGAAGGAAUUUAAAGUUAUUUUAAUGUAUUCGAUGGAAAUAUGAGCGACGUCACUUAUAAUUGAAAUAAUCUCCCAAUAACAACAUUUACAUCACAAGGACAAUGAUGUUUUUAUGGAGAAUUCCAUCUGUUCCCUCGACUUGUCGUAUGUGCAGACGAUGCGAGAAGAAAAUAUUUAGCAUACAAAGAAAUUCUAGAAUUAUUUCACCACACAGUAAAAGUACAAGAAAUCUUUUUACUUCUCUGAGACUACAGGCUAAAUUGGAGAAGAUAGAUUUACUACAGUUCCCAGCAGAUCUUAUAAGAAAUUUCAGCAUCAUUGCACAUGUAGAUCAUGGUAAAAGUACACUAGCUGACAGACUAUUGGAAAUUACAGGUACUAUAUCCAGUAACACAAAGAAUGAACAGGUGUUAGACAAACUACAGGUAGAGAGAGAAAGAGGGAUAACGGUUAAAGCUCAAACAGCAUCAUUAUUUUAUAAAUAUAAAGGACAGACAUAUCUCCUUAACCUUGUAGACACACCAGGACAUGUAGAUUUUAAUUAUGAAGUAUCCAGAUCUUUAAGGGCAUGUGAGGGUGUUAUAUUACUUGUUGAUGCCAAUCAGGGUGUUCAAGCUCAGACUGUAGCUAACUUUUUCUUGGCAUUUGAGGCAGAUUUGACAAUUUUACCUGUCCUUAACAAAAUAGACUUACCUGGGGCAGAUGUUGAGACAGUACAGAAACAAAUGAAAAAUGUAUUUGAUAUUGAACCUGAUGAAAUAUUACAGGUAUCAGCUAAACAUGGAACAGGUGUAGAAGACGUGUUAAAAGCUGUGAUAGAUAGAAUCCCUCCGCCUACUACAGAUAUCAAGAAACCAUUUAAAGGAUUAGUAUUUGAUUCUACGUAUGAGAAAUUUAAAGGAGCUGUAACUAAUGUUAGCGUCAAAGAUGGAGUAGUUAAAAAAGGAGAUAAGAUAGUUUCAGCUCAUACAAAGAAGAGUUAUGAAGUUCAAGAUGUUGGCAUUUUAUAUCCAGAACAAACAUCAACAGGUUGCUUAUAUGGAGGCCAGGUGGGAUAUAUGAUGGCUAAUAUAAAGUCUAUGACAGAUGUGUGGAUAGGAGAUACAUUGUAUCAUGAAAAAUCUCCUGUUGAAGCUUUACCAGGAUUUAAACCUGCUAAACCAAUGGUAUUUGCUGGGACAUAUCCUAUGGACCAGUCAGAAUACCAAGCUCUAAAAAUGGCUUUAGAAAAACUAACAAUGAAUGAUCCCAGUGUAUCUGUCAGUAAUGACAACAGUGAAGCCUUAGGUGUAGGAUUCCGUCUAGGAUUUUUAGGCUUGUUACACAUGGAUGUAUUUAAUCAGAGAUUAGAACAGGAAUAUGAUGCAUCAGUUAUUCCUACAGCUCCUAAUGUCUCUUAUAAAGUAAAAAUAAAAGGUGACAAGAAUAUAAAGUUUUAUGGUGCUGAGGAGAUAACUAUACUUAAUCCAUGUAAAUUACCAGAUCCUAAUAUAAUAGAAGCCCAGUAUGAACCUAUGGUGUAUAGUACUAUUAUAGUUCCUGUUGAUUAUAUUGGAGACAUUAAUCCCCUCUGUAUGGAAAGAAGAGGUGAAAUAUUAGACCAAAGCUACAUUGAUGAUACAAGAAUUAUGUUUAAAGUGAUUUUCCCAUUAAAUGAGAUUUUGAUAGAUUUCUAUGACGAAUUGAAAUCUGUUUCAUCAGGAUAUGCAAGUUUUGAUUAUGAAGAUCAUGGAUAUCAGGAGUCAGAUUUAGUGAAGAUAAUCUAUUUAUUGAAUGGAAAAGAAUUAGAUGAACUUACAAUGAUAAGCCAUAUAACUAAAGCCAGACAGAAAGGCAGAGAAAUUGUUGAGAAACUGUGUAAAUCUAUACCAAGACAAUUGUUUAAAGUGUCUGUACAGGCCUGUGUUGGUGGUAAAGUGUUAGCUAGGGAAGAUAUUCAACCUUACAGGAAGGAUGUUACUGCAAAAUGUUAUGGAGGAGAUAUCACUAGAAAGAACAAGUUAUUAAAGAGACAGGCAGAGGGGAAAAAGAAAAUGCGAAUGAUAGGAAAAAUCAGUGUGCCAAAAGACGUAUUCAUUAAAGUUUUGACUAAAUAAAUUAUUUAUGAAUAAAAUUCUACUUAUGCUUA